UAAUCUGAAUUGGGAAUUCGAGUGCUAGAUCGGGUUGGAAUAAAGUGAUUAGUGUUCCGUCUGUCUUGUCUUCUCUCUCUCUUUCGUGCUUGCCAGCCAAUCAGGGACAGAAUAGUUUUCGUCUCUCUACCCCUAUUUCGAACUCACGCAUAUUGGCCUCAAGGUUAAGCCAGUCAAUCUAUCGUGUCAAGGUCUUAAUCUACAUUAUACUCGGCACUAAGUGGGAACACAGAUUCAAGGACGUAACAAAAGUGGCGACGGAGAUUUUUUUUAUAUUUUGAAAUAUUGACUGAUCCAAAUCAAAAUGUCUGUUUCUUUGGACGACCUUAAAACUAUUCUACAAAUCCAGCAAGCUCAGAACCACAAAUGCCACCAAUGUCAUCGCAUUGGUCAUAAAGAAGGUUACUGCUCAUCAGAUAGACGUCAGUCCAAACAUCGUGGCGUAAAGGUGAAGCGACAGCCACAGAGCCAAGUCAAAAGCACAUUUGCAACUUUUAAAGUGGGAUUUCAAAGUAAACGGAAGUAUGUGAACUUAUUAGUGAAUGAAAAACCUAUUCGUCCUCAGUUAGACACUGCUUCCGACAUUACACUGAUCUCCAAGAACACAUGGCGUAAGCUAGGGUGCCCACGCAUCCGACCAACAGAGCAUGUUGCUCGAAAUGCUUCAGGCGACAUAGUGAAGCUAACUGGAGGAGUCACCUGCAACGUGCAGUUCAAGGAACAUAAAUUCACUGACGUUUGUUAUCUAACAAAUCGGCAUGAUUUAGAUCUAUUGGGAUUGGACUGGAUUGAGAAGAUUGAUGUCUUAAAUAAUUUAUUAAAUGAAGUAUGUUCUCAUAAUCCUUGCUCUAAUUCUAUCCAAAAUUCUCAUGAUAUUUCCGAAUCAAAUGCCUCAGUUGUGUUAUGUUCCCCUGAUGUUUAUGAACUAAAUGCUUCCGAUGUAACAUGUUCUCGUAAUAUUUCGGAAUCGAAUUCCUCCGUUUUAAUGUGUUCUCAUAAUGAUGUCAAAUCAAAUACCUCCGAUUUGAUGUGUUCUCAUAAUGAUGCUAAAUCAAAUAACUCCGAUGCAACAUGUUCACAAAAUGUUCCCCCAUCAAAUUCGUCAAACAAAGUAUGCUGCCGUAAUAUCUCAAAAUCUCAUGCAUCUUAUUCCUCUAAAAUGUCGACCACAUCCCAUGUAAAUCAUCUUCGGCAAAAACAUGCAGAUGUAUUCCAAAACAAACUGGGCUGUUGUAAUUUCACCAAAGUUUUCUUGUCGUUAAAGCAAAACGCAAAACCUGUCUUCAGACCAAAACGACCAGUACCUUAUGCUGCUCUGUCAGUCGUUGACCAGGAACUUGACAGGUUAGAAGCACUGGGUGUCAUUCAGCCAGUAAAUUACUCACCAUGGGCUGCUCCUAUAGUAGUUGUAAGAAAGGCGAAUGGGACUGUUCGCAUAUGUGCUGAUUUUUCCGCUGGUCUAAAUGAUGCUUUAGAGGAUCACACCUAUCCACUUCCCAUACAGGAAGAUUUAUUUAUCAAACUAAAUGGAGGGAAGUAUUUUGCUAAGAUUGACCUUGCUGACGCAUAUCUCAAAUAGCAGUUGAUCCAGUCUCCCAACCACUAAUGACGAUUAACACUCACAGAGGUCUUUAUCAAUAUAAACGUUUGCCUUUUGGUGUGAAACCAGCACCAGCUAUUUUUCAACAAAUUAUGGACACUAUGUUGGCAAAUUUGCCAGGAGUCGCUGUCUAUCUGGAUGAUGUUAUCGUUACAGGUUCCAGUAAGUCCGAUUUAUUUGAUCGACUUGAUGCUGUUUUGACCAAAAUAUCUGAGUAUGGAUUUUAUCUAAAAGAAGAGAAGUGUGAAUUUUUCAUGGACUCGGUAAAAUAUCUUGGUUUUGUUUUCGACAAAAAUGGACGACGCCCAGAUCCAGAAAACGUACGAGCUAUCCAAAAUAUGCCUCCACCAUCUAACGUCGCAACUCUACGCUCGUUCCUUGGUCUUAUCAGUUAUUACAGUAACUUUUUACCAGAAUUGCAUCGCCUCCGAGCACCCAUGAACCAUCUAUUAUCCAAAAAUGUAAAAUGGAACUGGUCCACUGAGUGUCAAAAGAGUUUUGACAAAGUAAAGUCACUAUUAAUAUCGGACCUACUUCUUACGUAUUUUGAUCCCUCACUGGAAAUCGUUGUUGCCGCAGAUGCUUCUGAUUAUGGUGUCGGAGCUGUUAUAUCCCACAGGUUUCAAGACGGUACAGAGAAAGCUAUAGCCCAUGCCUCCAGAACGUUGACUUCGGCAGAACGCAAGUACAGCCAAAUUGAGAAAGAAGGAUUGGCACUAGUUUUUGCAGUUAAGAAGUUUCACAAAAUGCUGCAUGGUAGAAAAUUUACCUUAUUUACUGAUCAUAAACCCCUAUUAUCGAUCUUUGGAUCUAAGAAAGGUAUACCAGUUUAUACUGCAAAUCGCCUCCAACGAUGGGCUACAAUGUUGUUGGGUUAUGAUUUCACUAUCAAAUACAAAUCUACCUCUGACUUUGGUCAUGCUGAUGCACUAUCGCGCUUAAUAAGAAAUCAUAAGCUUGAAAAUGAAGAUACUGUCAUUGCUUCUAUAUCAGUGGAAGAAGAUGUAAGCAGCAUGUUGCUCAAUUCAACGCGAAUUCUUCCAGUGACAGCUGCUCGAAUCGCUGAUCACACUCUCCGUGAUCCUAUCUUAAGGCAACUAGCUACAUUUAUCCGGCGUGGUUGGCCCCCACGUAUAACAUCUCAUGAACUAAAACAGUAUUAUCAACGACGCCAAUCUUUAUCCAUCGUAAAUGAUUGUAUUAUGUUCGCUGAUCGCGUAGUAAUUCCAAGUAACCUACGCCCACUCGUUCUGAAACAACUGCACACAGCUCAUCCAGGUAUUGGAAGAAUGAAAGCUAUUGCUCGAAGUUAUGUAUACUGGCCUAACAUUGAUGAACACAUCGAAGACUUAGUGCGUGCGUGCAGAAAAUGUGCUGCAGCCUCGAAAUGUCCACGGAAAGCUGAACUCAAUUCUUGGCCAUCCCCGAAAGAACCUUGGUCGCGUAUACACAUUGAUUUCGCCGGCCCAUUUCAAGGUACAUAUUUCCUCAUUUGUGUCGACGCCUACUCAAAGUGGCCAGAGAUUCUACCCAUGAAGCAAAUCACGUCGCAAGAGACUAUUAUCGAGUUACGGCAGUUAUUCUCUCGUUUCGGAGCCCCAGAUAUUCUCGUGUCAGAUAAUGGCACUCAGUUUACUUCUUCCAUUUUCUCCGACUUCUGCAACAGGUUUGGGGUCAAACAUGUUCGUUCACCUCCAUACCAUCCACAAUCAAAUGGUCAAGCAGAAAGGUUUGUGGAUACCUUCAAAAGAGCGCUACUGAAGGCAAGGGGGGAAGUGAAGAUAAAGGAAAUUCUUGAUGAUUUUCUGUUAGUCUACAGAACGACUCCAAAUCCAUCAGCGCCGAAUAAAUUGUCUCCAGCAGAAAUUAUGUUUGGUAGAAAAGUUAAAACUGCUCUCGAUGCCAUAAAACCAAAGCAAAAUGGUGUAGGAAGAAGAAACCAGAAGAUGGAAUCUCAAUUUAAUCGUCACCAUGGGGCGAAAAGUAGAAUCUUCCGAGAUAAUCAAAAAGUAUAUGUCCGUGAUUUCCGAUACUCACCUCCACAAUGGACCAGUGGACGCAUACUUGGGAGACGAGGGAAUGUAAUGUAUGUGGUAGAGGUUGAAGGCCAAAAGUGGAUACGUCACGCUAACCACAUACUGGAAAGUUCUGGUACUCCUCAGAAAACCGAGAAAAUGUGCUCAUUGUGGGAAAUCUUCCUGGACAGUUUCGACAUAGGAAGUCCAGCAACUAAGAAAACUGUACAACUGGAACAACAUCCUAUUAGGAGAUCACAACGGAAACGCAGAAGGCCCGAUAUACUGCAGGUGGACCCGAAGAGAAGAGCAUAUACUUCUGAGGGGAGAUAUCAGUGAUGUUAUCUUAGCUACUGUGUGUAAUUAGUGUCUAACCGUUUUCUUUUUUUUUGUUUAUUCCAGUUAACCCAAUCAGUCACAACCACAACGCAAUCCAGUUUUCCUUUAUGCACUCAGUCAAUGGCAGUGAUGACAUAACUUUUUUUUGUCAAGGGGGAAGAUGAUGUGAUCCGCAAAACUAGAAGCCUGAACAAAUUACGGAAGCUAUUUUCGGAGACGUUAAUUCAUUUAAUUCAAAGCUUGUAAAACUGUAACAUUUACUUUUGCCCCUAGCCUAUUCUACAGAUCAUAUGCUUUCGUUUGAUGUAUAAUUCAUUGCCAUAGCAUUUUCUGCCCUAAAGCUAUUGUCAUUUAGACGUAAUCUUUUGUACCCUAUUUUCUACUAUAACUCCCCAGUUCUGGACAUGAUUGUAUUUUUCUAAUUAUUGAACGUUGUGGUCCGCUUAGUCAUCUAUUUAUUCAUGUAACUUUUCACCGUAAUCUGAAUUGGGAAUUCGAGUGCUAGAUCGGGUUGGAAUAAAGUGAUUAGUGUUCCGUCUGUCUUGUCUUCUCUCUCUCUUUCGUGCUUGCCAGCCAAUCAGGGACAGAAUAGUUUUCGUCUCUCUACCCCUAUUUCGAACUCACGCAUAUUGGCCUCAAGGUUAAGCCAGUCAAUCUAUCGUGUCAAGGUCUUAAUCUACAUUAUACUCGGCACUAAGUGGGUACACAGAUUCAAGGACGUAACACCGGUCUUCUCCCUACAGCAUCGAUUAAGGAUGAGUAACUUAAGUACUCACAUGAUUUUAGUUUGAUUGUAGACAAGGUUUAUGUGGGGAUCUGCUAACUUCAAUUUCAUAAAAGGCACAAGUAGGCAAAGUCGUGUAUAAUAAAUGAGAUAUAGGGUUGCAUUGUUUGUUUCAUAUCUAGCUUACAACGCAGUAUCAAGUUUAUAGUAUGUUAUGUGUGAUUACUGUAUUUCGAACUGCAUCUACUUUUAUCAGACUUGUAGGUAUAAGCAUCUAUAUACUCAUCGUUUCAUUAUAUUAUCAAGCGUUUAAUGUACUCUGUUGAUGAAAAUUUAUUCCAGACUUUCAAUAAUCACCAUAUAUCUAUACCAAAUG
Molecule: messenger RNA, 5054 nt
Organism: Schistosoma rodhaini
Lineage: Eukaryota; Metazoa; Platyhelminthes; Trematoda; Strigeidida; Schistosomatidae
Source: the annotation of a GenBank genome assembly